AUGUCUUCGACAAAUUCCGCCGCGUUGCCAAGCUCUACAGCAUGCAGCAAGCUCUACGAUAGCCCCAUCCGCGACGCCUCCUGCGCUAUGCCAUACGAGGAUGAUCACAUCGACAUCAUGAAAAAAUGCUGCAACGAAUCCGACAUAGUGAGCUACUAUUCCAACUGCGGGCUCUAUUGUCUCGCACAAAACCAGACUGUCGACGACCUACGCAACUGUUUCUUUGACGAGGGCGCGAAGUGGGAUCGGGUAUUUUGUAGGGGCGAAGAUGAUGCUACUGCAACAGGAAACGGAAGUCCACUAGCAAGUGCUUCGGCGACCUUGAUUAGCAAUAGUGGAAACGAGAAUGAAGAGAGUAACGAUGGUGAUGAGGGCGAGGGUGAUGGCGAGGAUGAAGAUGAAGAUAAGGGGAAGUCUAGCGAAUCAGGUAACGCUGCAACAUGCAGUAAGCCUAACCCUAGCACGAGCAUAAUUGGCAUUGCUAUCGGUGUCCUACUCAUGUCGGUAACUAUAUUCGGGGCAGUUUAG
This is a messenger RNA of Fusarium sp. VM40, 528 nucleotides long. The record is from the annotation of a GenBank genome assembly. Lineage: Eukaryota; Fungi; Ascomycota; Sordariomycetes; Hypocreales; Nectriaceae.